This is a messenger RNA of Sardina pilchardus (European sardine), 2583 nucleotides long. Its product is annotated as saccharopine dehydrogenase-like oxidoreductase. The record is from RefSeq and is a predicted model, not a curated record. The transcript has 12 exons. Lineage: Eukaryota; Metazoa; Chordata; Actinopteri; Clupeiformes; Clupeidae. Gene Ontology annotation, cellular component: mitochondrion; lipid droplet; plasma membrane. Gene Ontology annotation, biological process: glycolipid biosynthetic process. Bases 83 to 1384 code for a protein of 433 amino acids.
CCUACACUAAUUCUAAUCCCACAAGAUUAGUUGUAGAAACUACAUGUCGCGUGUUCCAUAUCUGUGAGCACACUGACUGACAAUGGCGACGGUGACCACUUCAAGCAGCAGACCCUACCAUGUAAUAAUUUUCGGAGCUAGUGGCUUUACUGGGCAGUUUGUCGUAGAAGAGGUCGCGAGGACAACCGGAGAAGGACCUGAGAGUAACCUGAAAUGGGCGGUAGCUGGACGAAGCAGAAAGAAACUUGAGAGCGUUCUCGACCAUGUUGCAAAUACCCUCGAGACACCAGAGCUGAGGUGUGCUGUGGAGGUCAUCGUGGCCGAUGUUGGUCAUCCAGAAUCCCUGGCUAUAAUGUGCAAACAGGCUGUGAUUGUGCUCAACUGUGUGGGGCCAUACAGGUUCUAUGGGGAGCCUGUGGUCAAAGCAUGCGUGGAGAACGGGGCACACUACAUUGACAUCUGCGGAGAACCACAGUUUCUGGAGGCUGUUCAGCUGGUGUUUGACAAAAAGGCGAGGGAGAAUGGCGUCUAUGUCAUCGGCAGCUGUGGCUUUGACUCCAUCCCAGCAGACAUGGGCAUCCUCUACACAAGAGAAAAGUUUAAAGGCACACUGACAGCAGUGGAGAGCUUCUUGACUGUCAGCACAGGCCCUGAGGGAGGCUGUGGCCACGACGCCACGUGGCAGUCGGCCAUCUACGGCUUUGCCGACGCGGCGAGACUGCGCUCGCUCAGGAAGCAGUUCAAGCACAAGCCGCUGCCAGAACUGGGCGCCAAGAUCAAGAGGAGGGGUGCUCUGUUCUUCUGUGCGGAGAUAGACCAGUACGCAGUGCCCUUCAUGGGCUCUGACCCCUCAGUAGUGAGGAGGACUCAGCGUUACCUGUGUGAGGAGGAUCAGCAGUGUCCGGUGCAGUACUGCGCGUAUGCGGGCGUGGGGGGAGUGUGCUCCGUGCUGAAACUGCUCUUCUCAGGGUUUUUCUUCUGGCUGCUGGUCAAGUGUAGCCUGGGUCGAAGCCUGCUGACUAAAUUUCCAGCGUUCUUCUCCUUGGGGUUGUUCUCCAAAGCCGGGCCGACCCAGAAGCAGAUGGAAGGCACGAGCUUCCGGAUGACGUUUUAUGGUGAAGGCUACACGAAAGGUCACGACCCCAGCCAAGGGAUGCCCGACGGCAGGAUCACCACGGAGAUCAGAGGAGCAGAGCCAGGCUAUGUCGUCACCCCCGUCGUCAUGGUGCAGGCGGCCAUGACCUUCCUGAAUGAGCCCCAGUCUCUUCCAGAGAGGGGUGGAGUGUUCACGCCCGGCGCUGCCUUUGGGAGGACGUCGCUGAUCCGGCGCCUGCACCGCCACGGCCUCAAGUUCACCGUCACCAGCCAGCAGGGGGCGUCCUGAGUCACAGGGCCAGGCCCACGCUGCUCUCUCCUCUCUCCUGGCUCUUGCUCUGUCGUUCAUUUCCCCCCUCUUUUCCCCUCACCCUCUCUCAUUCUACCUUUCCCCCCCUCCCUCUCUCUGAUCAUUUUGUACGUGUUUGCCAUUUUAUUCUCUUGAGGCAUAUCUGUCUUUUCACGACUGUUUGUGUGUGUGUGUGUGCGUGUGCGUGUGCGUGUGCGUGUGUGUGUGUGUGUGUGUAUGCUGUGCACGUAGGUGUGUGUGUGUUUGCAUGUGUGUGUCUGUGCGUGUUCCACCUGUACAUAAACGUGUGUGUGUGUGUGUGUGUGUGUGUGUGUGUGCAAAGACAAUACUGAGUGAACAUGGCCGGCUAUCUGUUUGUUGCCAUAAUGAGUCAGCUCCGCCAGGCUGUUGUUGACAUGUUUACUGUUAGCCUUUCCAUCCUGACCGCAUGCUUGUUACCACGAGGCUGAGGCUGAGCCUACAGCAGCUCAAAUGUCAACAUGCUACCCUCUCUCAUAGCCCGCAACACAAACAUUUAGCACGGAAGGCGAGCUAGUCUGCGGUCUCGGGUAUGAGCGAAUAUGAGUUUUGAGGAAGACUAAGAUGUUUGGCAGAAAACCUGAUUUUGUUUGCUUUUGGCUUCAAUUUGUUUUACGCAAUAAGGAGUUUUGAAAUGAAUUCAUGCGCUUGUUUGACUUGAACAUGUUCUUAGGAGUUAAGCAUAGGAUGCUAAUAUUUAGUUCAAGUUCCAGGUCUUGGUGUCACUAGGACCAUGAAUUCAGUGCCUGGAGAGCUGAGGAGUUAAAGUGCUUUUUAAAAAAUCUUAUUGGCUGUAAUGUUGGUCCUUUAAGUUAUACAUGCAAGCCUAUGUAUAAACCGAAUGCACAGAUCUGAUUAACUUAAGGACAUAUUUCCUUGUAAACAGAAACCUCAUCUUCUGUGAUAAUGUGAUAACAAAUCAGAUAUUGUCAUGUUGUCAUUUACAAUCACUGGACUUGUUCCAGUAUGCUGUGAAUUCUAGUUAAACACUACUGUGCUCUGGGAAUUGCCCUGAUGUCUUGGAUUAUUCUGAUGUCUAUUUUCCGUACAGUUUUAAUAAAGGAGCUCCAUCAGCUGUAUUAGUUUGUUUGACUUUGUCUUGGCGAACAAUGGAAUUAGGGAUUUAUACUGAUGUAUAACAACUGACAAUAGAGCUCUUG